Didymella exigua CBS 183.55 is the source of this 852-nucleotide messenger RNA. RefSeq lists its product as uncharacterized. The transcript is spliced from 2 exons. Bases 1 to 852 code for a protein of 283 amino acids. The record is from RefSeq and is a predicted model, not a curated record. NCBI's taxonomy places the organism in Eukaryota, Fungi, Ascomycota, Dothideomycetes, Pleosporales, Didymellaceae.
AUGGCUGAAGUCAUAUUCGCCGAGGAACAGUCCAACUAUGAGACCUUCCGCGACUGUAUGAGCGAACCAAUCAUGAAGGCACUUGCCCUGCCAGAGCAGAAAGAGAGAAACAAGAAGAAGCGAAUAGCCAAGAAACGCGCCAAAUACAAGCCUGUAGGCAUUUUCGCGCCUGCAAGACUCCAAGUCGAAGCCCCUGAGACUGACAGCGCGCCUUCAGCAACAGAUGCGGAGGACCUGGGCGAAUUCAUUGCGUAUCUCAGCAGUCUUAUAUUCCCUUGCCUUCCUCUAGAGCUGCGCACGCUCUUGUAUCCUCAAUUCCGCGACUCGACCACCCUCCAAGAAGCUUAUACAACGCCUCUGUCAGCCUCUACGUACGAGCACCUUCUCUCGACCGUCCCACCCGACGCGGUUGACAGCCUCGAAUCCUACGCCCUGCUUCCCGCCAACAGCGACACGCACGACGCGAACCUUCUGCUCACGCCGGUCUUCACAGCAUACUGCGCCGCCGUCACACUGCCCCCUCCGAUAUGGGCCACCACGCGCACCACAGAGUGCGAACUGUGCGAGCGGGACUGGGUGCCGUUGACGUACCACCACCUGAUACCGAAGAGUACACACGAUCGGGUUAGGAAGAGGGGGUGGCACGAUGAGGAUGUGCUGAACAGCGUUGCGUGGCUAUGCCGGGCGUGUCAUAGCUUUGUGCAUAGACUGGCGAGUAAUGAGGAGUUGGGCAGAUAUUACUAUACCAUGGAUUUGAUCAGGGAGGGAGGGGUAGACGGGGAUGAGGAAAGGGCAAAGGAGGUUGAGGGAUGGGUGAGGUGGGUCGGGGGCGUGAGGUGGAAGAGCAGAUAG